Molecule: messenger RNA, 1686 nt
Organism: Capsaspora owczarzaki ATCC 30864
Lineage: Eukaryota; Filasterea; Ministeriida; Capsasporidae
Exons: 5
Coding region: 1-1686 (561 amino acids)
Biological process (GO): protein phosphorylation; positive regulation of kinase activity; multicellular organism development
Cellular component (GO): signaling receptor complex
Molecular function (GO): ATP binding; transmembrane receptor protein tyrosine kinase activity
Source: RefSeq, a predicted model, not a curated record
AUGAGUUCGAGCCCAGCGCCGAUUCUGCUUUCAACGCCCGUUCCAGCGGCACCCAGUCACCUGCCCUCGACGCAAACCCGCGCAAUUCCCGUGCUGCCCCCGGUCGCCCAGCGUCGUGACUCGACGGACAAACGCCCAGGCCCCGGCAGUGCGCCAGAGUCUCCAAAAGAACCUGCUCGCAAUUACUCUCCACGCCCCGCCGGAUUGCCUCCGCUGAACUCCCAAGGCGGCAGUCUGGGUGCAACUAGAAUGGAGGGCGCUCUUGCCGCUGCUGCUGCCGCUGCUGCUACAAAAGCACAGACACAUGCACCACCAGCAUACCCGUCUUCGACCCGACCUGCUGGUCAAAGUCGGCCUCCGCCGCAAGCGCUGGCAUCGUACAACUACUCUGCACCCCUGCCAGACAUCCCGGUCGGCUACCAAGAGGUAGCAGACGACGAGCCGCCAGCCGUUCCGGCUCCUGACUACAACACUGGCAACGACGAUGACGACGAUGACGAUGAUGACAAUGGCGUCGCUUACGAAAACGACGAUGAUCUCGAUGUCCCUGACGAUUACUACGACAACGCCGAGGAUCCCAUCUAUGGCAACGCAGAAAUGCUCUCCCAAGAGAUACUGGCCAGGCUCAUGUCCGGCUCGCGCGCGCUGGAGGACGUGGUUCGCCAACGAGGCCGAUCCUGCUUGAAAUUUGAGCGGGUUUUGGGCGAGGGCCAGUUUGGUACAGUCAACCGUGCGAUCGUCACUGGAGCACCCGCGCUUCACCAGCACGUGGCGGUCAAGCAAUUGAAAGACAACGCCGAGGCAAAGCACAAGCAGGACUUUCUGUCAGAAGCAGAGCUCCUCAAGCCCCUCAAACACGACAACGUCAUUCGCGCAAUUGCUCUGUUCCCUCAGACCGCUGGAGCCCCAGCGUGCCUUGUCCUUGAAUAUCUCGAAUACGGCGAUUUGCGCAAUCUACUGCGCAAGUGCCUUGCUCUCACGGAUCGCGGUCGUGACCGUUUCAACCAGUCACGAAAGUCGGACUUUCCGGGACCCCUCAACCCGCUUGGCGAGGCACCGCUGUCGGCGAUCUGCGCCCUCAACUUCCCGCAUGACGUGAUGCCGUGGGUGCGCUUGACCGAGCCAGAGUUUCGCUUCAUUCUGUCGCAAGUGGCGGAGGGCAUGGCCUACUUGUCGAGCGUUCAUCGCUUGGUGCACCGCGAUCUGGCCACGCGCAAUUGCCUCGUAGGUCGUGGUUUGAACAUUAAGAUUGCCGACUUUGGCCUGUCGCGCGAGCUGGUGGAUGACAAGGAUUACUAUCGAGUGCAAUCCAAGGGCAAGCUGCCGAUUCGCACAAUGGCGAUCGAAUCCAUCUUUUAUCGCACGUGGACAACCGAGUCCGACAUCUGGUCGAUGGGUGUCUUGGCGUGGGAGGUCUUUACGUACGGUGACACGCCAUACAAAGCCGUGCCACUGGACCAACUGGUCACAUUCCUUGAAACUGGCAAACGCCUUGCUCGCCCUCCGGACUGUCCGAUGGAAAUCUUCGAGGUGCUCCAAGGCACAUGGAACGCCACCCCGUCGUCCCGCCCGUCAUUCGAAAAGAUUGCUGAGGUCUGCAAGCGCAAUCUCAAUGUUCGCGACGUUCGCGAUAUUGGCUCCAUUGUUAAGCAGCGCGAGCAGUCAUCCGGCGUCUGGCAGGGUUGA